AGCCGCUAUGUUUUAGCAUAAUGACUUAACUUGACCCUGGACACUGUGUAACGUAACGUAGCGCUAGCUAGCUAGCUGUGGAGCCUUUAAUGUCUGGCCAGCCGGGAAUGCACCUUAAUAAAGUUAAAGUCUAAGUCCAAAGCUUGUGUUCUCUAGUCAGCAUUGUGAGUUUCUCACAAGCUAACGUUAGUAUGAACUAUUGACUGUGUGAACUGGCAACUCAGCUAGCUAGCUAGCCUUCCUAAAGCUAAAGCUGACUCCGCUACAAGAAGAAGAAGAAAAGAAGAAGAAGAAAAGAAGAAGAGUGUCAGUGUCAGCAGGGUCUCCAGCUUAUCCUCCUGGUUCUCACUGCCGGCAGGAUGUUGUGUUUGCAGACAUGGCCAGAGCAAGGCGGGAUCUGAGGACACAGGAAGUUCAGGUGGAGCCGUGGAGCGAGCAGUAUUGACGAGGAGGCUGGAGGGUUCAUGUCUGCUUCGUAAACGAAUACCCCGACUCUGGUUGUGGAGAACACCUCACCAUGGUGAAAACGGCAAAGAUGGAGCUGCUGAGGGCGCUCGUCAGCGAGUGUCUGUCUGCAGCCGCCCAGGAGAUCUUCAGGAUUGUGGAGAGAACCAUUAUAGAGUAUGAGGAGGAAAUAUCCUGUUCAAAGUGGGUGGUGGACAGCCACCGCAGACUGCUGGAUGUUGCCAAGUCACAUAGUGAAGACACUCUCCAGAUGUCUGCCACAGAUGUGAGGUUGCAGUCUGGUCAACAGCUGCCUGCCGCCAGGGUGAACCUCAGUGCAUGCUGGGAACCAGAAAACAACAGGUCAGAGCUGAGAGAAGACGGCCCCAACAUGAACAGCACUCGUCCAGACUCCUCUCCUGCCAGUGGCAACGAUCCAAGUGAUCAGGAGAUACUGAUUGAUAUUGAGGAUGAUGAUGUGAAGCAGGAGUGUGACCUGAACACGCCUUUAAAAAUUCUCAAAGUAAAGAAACCAUUUAGAUGUCCCAUUUGCCUGAGCGGCUUUUCUUCCAAAAAGACUAUGGUGCGACACAUCAAAAAGCACCCAGAUGACAAAUCACCGUCGUACCAGUGCCAGUUCUGUGCGCGCAGCUUCUGCCACAAGUCUGAGUUCAUCAUUCACGCCAGGACACACAAAGGUGCCAGACCAUACAAGUGCCAAGAGUGUGACAAAAGCUUUGACCAGAGGGACAGUCUGCUUGUUCACAGACAAAAACACACUGAGGAGAAACCAUAUCAGUGUUUUAGUGAAAAGGUGGAUGCACUCAGGUCAGUAACACCUGCUGGUAGGACCGAAGAACAGCUAGACUCCAGACAGGAUGAAUCUGGCAUUAAUACAUUUCCUCUUCCUCUUACUAUCACUCCGUAUGAUAAAAAUGAGUUCGAUCAGGAGUCGCUGCAGCCCCUCUGUCUUUACCAGAUCCAGACCGUCGCUGACAUAGAUAAAGACACACCGGCUGUGGUUCCAGUCGAUCACAUUAAAACUGAGUUGGCUGGAGCUGAUGGUGGUGUAUCAGAUGACCCCACAGACGAUCGGCCGCUCCUCUCAGUGAAUCAAGGCGAGACAGAGCCCAAACACCUCAAUGUAAAAAACAUCCUUCCGAGAAGACCUUCGGCAAAUUCCACCGAACUCAUAGUUCAGUUUGAAGCAGGAACGGCACAGAAACCCUACAAAUGUCCAUGCUGCACCAAAUGUUUCUCCCUCACUAAGACUUUAAUAAGACACGUAAAGAUUCACACAGAGGACAAACCGUAUCAGUGCCAGUUCUGUGGGAGGAACUUCUGUCAGAAGUCGGACCUGGUCAAUCACACGAGGAUACACACGGGAGAAAGACCAUAUCAGUGCCAAGAAUGUCACAAAUCGUUCGCGCAGAAAGGCAACCUGGUGGUCCACAUGAGGAAACAUACAGGAGCGAAACCGUAUCAGUGCCAAGAGUGCAGCUGCAGCUUUGGCCAGAAGGCGUCUUUAGACUGCCACAUGCAGAGCCACUCAUAGUUGGCAGGUUUGUCCAAAGACUGGCAGUCAGACCUCAGUAGCAGUUUUGGUACAGUUCAUGAGAAGCCGAUACUGUGUAUUCGACAAGGCUCACUCUGAACACACACUGUUAUUACUGACAGUGAAAUUCAACAAGUAGCAGCUGACAGUGGGACGGACUGUUUUUAACUUCUGAAUCAUAGGGUGGGAAAUGUUACUUCAGAUUAUAUUUAUGGCAGAGAACUUGGCUGCCAGAAGAAACCAGUGUAGCAGAACCUUCCUGUACAAGCAUGUGUUUGUGUAGGGAAAUUGUGGAGAAUGGAAAAAUGAUUUUUGUGAGGCCUGUAUUUUACAAAUCCCUAUAUUGUAUUCAAAGAUUUUUAUUUAUUAUAAGGUUAUAACAUUAUCUGGUUGUUUUAUAAUAAUAUGAUUUUGUGAAAAUAUGUGAGGAAUGUGUGUUUUUACAUAAAAUACAAAACUGUGUGAAA
Morone saxatilis (striped sea-bass) is the source of this 2466-nucleotide messenger RNA. Its product is annotated as zinc finger protein 569-like. The transcript has 3 exons. Gene Ontology annotation, biological process: regulation of transcription by RNA polymerase II. Bases 518 to 1999 code for a protein of 493 amino acids. Gene Ontology annotation, molecular function: DNA-binding transcription factor activity, RNA polymerase II-specific; RNA polymerase II cis-regulatory region sequence-specific DNA binding. The record is from RefSeq and is a predicted model, not a curated record. NCBI's taxonomy places the organism in Eukaryota, Metazoa, Chordata, Actinopteri, Moronidae.